This is a messenger RNA of Frieseomelitta varia, 802 nucleotides long. Its product is annotated as male-enhanced antigen 1. Gene Ontology annotation, biological process: spermatogenesis. The coding region runs from base 124 to 585 and encodes 153 amino acids. NCBI's taxonomy places the organism in Eukaryota, Metazoa, Arthropoda, Insecta, Hymenoptera, Apidae. The transcript is spliced from 4 exons. The record is from RefSeq and is a predicted model, not a curated record.
AUAAAAUAGUAAACUACAAAGAACGCAAAUCAGCUGUGAACUGUCAGAUUUUUGUAUUGUUACAAAUUUAUUCGCAUUUGUAAUUUAUUUGAUUUAAAAAUAUCAAGAAAGAGGUGAUGCACAAUGUCUCCUGAUCCAACACAAGAACCUGUUGAGGAAUCAUUAAAUGUACCAAAUUUACCUCUUGAUAGAGGAAUGAAUGCAUCAGAUAGCGAAGAUGAUGAUAUAGGAAUGGCAGGAUAUGUACCAUUAUCUCAGAUUCCUGCAGAUAGUGAUCCCAUGUUGUAUGAAGACGAAGAUGAUGAAUGGAUAAGUAAUGCAGGUGAAUCUAAUCAAACAUUAAGACCCCCAAUAUUAGAAUCACAGAAUGCUUCCAUGUCAGAAACAAUAGAAGUUUGGUCAUCUCCUCGCAAUCGGUCAAAUAUAGAUAUGGAUGCAGAUAAAAUCAAUCAAGUAAAAUCUAUGAUGGCAUCUUUUACUUUACCAAUUACAGCAAUUCCAGAAUGGGCAAAAGCUAUAUCAGAAGAACAAUGGAAGGAACAACUUAUUGGACGUAUUAAAGAAAUGCAAAAUAGAGAAAAGUAAAUUUCAAUAUUUUAAUUAAUUCUUUUAUAUAAAUUAUGUAUAUAAAUAUACAAAUUAGAGUAAUUCUUUUUCUCCUUUUUAAGCUAUAAAUUUGAUGUUUGUUAAUAAGUAUAAAAUUUCAAAAUAAGUAACUCUAGUGUAUACAUUUAAUUGAAUACAGUAGCCAAAUUUGAUAUUAUGUAAAUCAUAACAAAUAAAAAUAUUUAUUUUAUCUUAA